This is a messenger RNA of Racocetra persica, 127 nucleotides long. NCBI's taxonomy places the organism in Eukaryota, Fungi, Glomeromycota, Glomeromycetes, Diversisporales, Gigasporaceae. The record is from the annotation of a GenBank genome assembly.
AUGGAGAAACCACCGUCUUUGAUAUGUUCGCAAUCCACAAAUUCUAAUGGAAUCCAAUUUAAUUAUGAGCUGGAUGAGGAUAUUGUCAAUAACUUUGUCGCCGCUGCGCCGAUCCCGACAUAUUCCU